AUGGCCCAAACCCAGUACGCCAUUAAUGGACACACCACCAAACCGACAAGGAGAUCAGCAAUUGCCAUCGAUACGAUGAUGCGAUUAGAAGGCGAAGAUCUGAGUUUUUUUAAAGGAUCUUUCCAGACUGAUAAAACGACUAAUAAAUUUCCGAAAACGAUAAUAGCAGACAUGACCAUCGCAGGAAUGGAAAAAGCCAUAGAUAUGGUGGGUGAAUUCCCCACAUUCAGCCACCCUUUACCUAAAUCUUUGUCGCUUGUCAUAUUGGAAAUAUCGGUAUUGCCUUUGAUCGCAGCCAUUUUCAGUCAAGAUCUUUACCUUCGGAUACCUAUAUAUCCACGUAGUACUUUCUCUUUCUAUUUUUAUUCGGUCAAUAUACCAAGGCUGUUAGUUAGGUAAGAUAUAUUUGAAUUCGUGUCAAAUUAACAUGUAACAGUCUCCACUUUGAGUAAGCGAUUCCUCAUGACGUAGGCAAUAAACUUAAAAAACGUCCCUUAACUAUCCAAUCACGUAAUGCCAGACUUAUCAAAUCCGUCUUUGUUCAAACACUUUUGGUGUUCAGUUUACAGCUGAUUACUCCUUACAGCUAGAGGAGAAAUGCAAAAGGAAGAAAGUUGUCACUUAAACAAUUAACGAACCGUCAUGAUUCCUUUCUUAUCCAAACAUGAAAAGGGAACGCAUAAUUUCUGUAAAUCUAUACUAUAGUGUAACUUUGAGCUCGAGCACGACUUAUAUUGUCUGUAAAGACGGAAGUUAUUUGGAAACAACCCAGAAUUGUUUUUGUGGGCUUCAUCUUAGCCAUUAAAUGAAGAGUAUUGUAGGUUUCUAUCUCUUUCAAAAUGAAGGUAAUAUCACUUUUACACCGGAUUAUGUUUAUUUUACCGUGUGGUAAAGACUACUUCGGCAUUUUCUCAGAACAUAUUUUUUUCCAAUCUCCACCCCUAGUUAUUGUUAUUGACUGAUAAAAGCCAAUGCGGGCAAAAUGGGUGCUAAAAUUAAUGUGCGUGACACCUGCCUCCACCGGUUUGUCUUUUUUUAUGACAUAGUGCAGAUACUUUGUAAGUUCUUUGCAAUGUACCCGACACAGAACCAGCUAGUCCCAUGAUCCUUCCGUGGCAAUUGCAUCUCUCUCGCUUUCCUCCUUGGUUCAGGUCUGGGCCGCGCUUUUACUGGCACAUUCUCUUCAUGCAUCUCUCUUUCUACAACUCUCAAAAAUUCCUGUCGGGGUGUUUCGUCUUCCGCCCCGAUACACUUGAAUCUCCGCAUAUGCAAAACAUCAUCAUCAUCAUCAUCAUCAUCAUCAUCAUCAAAGCCUUCCAAUCUUGAUUGCUAGUCAGUAAAGGUACUCUUGCUUAAUUUGAAAUUUUUUUCUGCUUGACCUCAAACUACACAAUUAGGAAUUAUUUGCCCUGGGUAGCCUUUGGAAGUUAUCUUACUGAUUUUCAUUAUUUACUUACAACAAGAGUUAAUAGUUCCAUAAAGAAAAUAAAUAUCCCUAAAGCCCUUAGGGAAAUGAUUCGUCACAAUUGUAAUUAGCUUGUCAAAUAUAUGUCAUCAAUAAUUUUAAAUCAUUACUCGAUUUUGCAUCUGAACGGACGGCCAUCGUUUUAGAGUUUACGGAGGAAUUAUGCAUCAAACAUAUGGAUUUUAAAGCCUCGAUGUUACAACGCAAUUUUUAGAGGCCUAAAAUGGACUCGAUCCGAUGCCUACCUCCGCAGUAGCAAGACACUUCUCAAAAAUGGCCCGCACCCCUAAUCUCCUAAUCUCCUUAUCAUUCCUGGUGUUCGUGUCAAGUAAACCCUUUUUUUUUUAAGUAAAGAUGAAAAUUGCCUAACGCAUUACCAGACCCCUUCUAAACCUCUAUUCUCAUUGGUCUCCCAUUAAUUGCACCUCCCGUUGCUUUAGGGCUCGUUGAAUUGUUUUGGUCCGUUAUCUAUUGUUUCAUCAAAUUAUUGUGAUGACAGCCUUCUUUGCAAAAAGUGCAGGUUGACCUUAAAAAGGCUCAAAGUCAAUAGCCAAGAGCGAAACUCCUUGCUUUUAGAAAUCAGAAUAUUGCUCCCCUGUUUUAACAAGCUUAAGGGUUUUAUCUGAAUUGUGCUUUGAAUUUGGUUACUUGGUCUUGGAAAGUCUUUUUUCACAUUUUACUCUAUCUUUCUUUUGAAAUAAAACCAGCAUUUUAAGACCUUCUAUCUUCUCGUCAAUUUUCCCUUUUACAUAAAGUCAAUUUUGUCUAACUCAUUCUAUUGCAAAAUAUUGCAAAUACCCGAUCUAUUAGAUUUAUCUUUGGCGCUUGUCCUCAUAGUCUUUGAAAGAAACUCAUUUUUCAUAAUGCGUUGACGGCUCAACAAUACCUCUCUGAUUAAUGAUUACCGGUAAUGAAAAAACAAAACAGAAUAGGAAUAUAAUUUUAUCCCGCGAUAUAAUUUAACAUUCCUUUGCAAAAACCACUUUCUUUCCACAAAGAUGUGAUUCUUCAGUUGGUUAUAGUAUGAUUUUUUUAUGUUAAUGCCUUCGGAUAAAUAAUGCUGCACUUUUGUCGAGAAUGGCUGCCCUUAUAGGUCACUGAGAUUUCAGGAAUUGGACGGGCGAUUCGAUUUGGCGCAAGUUUGGCUUGGUGCCGGGAAUUCAAAAACCGUAUCGUUAAUUGUUGCAAUUUCUGUGUCGAUUUUGUCUCCCAUCAUAGUUUCUGGAAAUUUACUGGUCUUUUUCUCCACUUGGAAAGAACCCUCUGAAGAAGCCCUGGUCAUGGCCAUCACACUCUAUUAUAUUAUCGAUGGUAGUUGUUGAUUUCAUGGUUGGGUUCGUGACUAGUAUAUUGACAGCGUAGUGGUGUUGUGCUGUUUACCAAACGAAGAAACCUGUUUUUGGACCCGUGAGAUUCAGUUUUACCUUUCUGAAUAUCAGUGUUAAACGACUUAUGUAUUUGAAAUACGCAACACUACUGCCGUCUCUACGUAAUGUUUUCCUAGAGGAGAAAAAAGAAUAUAAGCAGAAACGUUAAAUUUGAAAAGCAUUCCUAGUGUCAAUUUCAGAUAAACCAUGUUUUUACGAUUGCCUAGAUAGUUUGAUUUUAAAUCGUUUUCAUAAUUAUUAUAUGUGAGCGGUGCCCUUUUUUUAUCCUGAAUAAAAGACUACUUCUUUAAGAAUGGUUGCCUGUAAAUUAAGAGGAAGUAUUGUACAUACAGAACGAGUUUCUUUUAACAUCGCUUUUAGAGGGCUUAACUCGAAUCCGUAUUACGGCAAGUUUGAUCGAAUUUCACUAAAACAAUAUUUCUAAUGUCUUCACGAGCUUUCUUUUAACUUAGCGUAACAUAAGCGCAGAAUUUGUUUUUGCUUUUGUUUUUUGGAAUAAGCAUGAAAAAUGAUGUAUUUGGAGAGGUAUUUUGCGUUGACCGAAUACAAUACUAGUCAUUUUAAAUCAUUGCGUGAACUCUGUUCGCUUUGAGCUUUGAGCAGAGCCCCUGGCACUGUUUCUAUUCAAAUGGUAAUUUAAGGAAUAUUGUGGUACUUUCGCAUUGGCCUACGUCCUUUUACUCGCUGGAUAAAAGUAGAAACAGCCGUUUAAACUUGGCAUCUUUUGAGCAAUUUAAAUGCCUUCAAUGCAAUUAUUUUGAGGCUCUAUCAGACAUUUUGCAGAUUUGCUUUGAGUAACAUUACGAGCUGUAAAUUCUUUGUAAAGUUUAUUUUUAAACCAGUAGCUCGCAAAUAUUAUCUUGUAAAUCCUACCAAGUUUUUAGAGAUUCUUCAAAGUGUCACUAUCAGUCUAAGGUUAUAGCUUAAUUGGAGCCUGACGUGCCUAUUGACAAAUUGUUGGCAGGAUUCACAUUAUAGCAAACUCAAAACCGUCCCUUACACCAUUUUUUUACCGGCCCUUUAAUUCAUUUUUGAAAGGUUUUUUUGUCACCUUUGCUUUCUAUGAGAACCCCAGUUUCCACUAACUUAUUCUAUUCCACAAAUAUUGAUAGUGAGUAAUAUUAUUUUAAGUAUACUAAAAGUAAUCUCCACUUAUUUCAGAUGUUUAGAUUAUUUAUUCAUUUAUGAUAACGCUAUAUGCGUUCACAAUUAUAUCUCCUUCCUUCCUGAAGAGAAUGGUUUUUGAUAAUAAAAAAUUACAAUAAAAUAAGAGAGAAAAAAGAAACCGGGGUUUCAGUGCUCUUCCUGACGAAUUAAGGUACAGAACUUUUCCUGAUUUUAAGAGACGUGUACAAAUUCCUAAUACGUUUCAUUAAUCUUAAUUUUUUUGUCAAAGAUAUUAGUUGUAUAUUAUUGUAGCUGCCUGUGAUGUGGUCACAGCGAUGGCCGAUAUUUGUCACUUCGGGGUUAUUACUAAAACGUUACCCAUCACUAAUGCAAUAACAGACGUUUUCUAAACCUCUAUUUCCAUUGUUCUCCCAUAACCUGAACCUCCUAUUGCUUUUGGAGCUUUCUGAAUUGUUUUGUUCCUUUAAUAAACUAAACUAAUGACAGCCGUCUUUGCAAAUAGUGCAGAUUUACCGCAAUGAAGGCUCAACAUCAAUGGCCACGGCUUGAAACGCCUUGCCUUUUAAAUCAGAAUAUAUUACGCUCCUGCAUUAAGCAACCUUAAGGGUAUUAUCUGAAUUGUGCUUUCAAUUUAGCUACUUGCAUUUGUAGAGUGUUUUUAACACAUAAUGCACGUCUGUCUUGUGAAUUUUCCCUUUGAAAAUCCAUCUCUCUUAAAUGAUCCGCUUUUAAUUUGAGGAUUUGAGCCUAUUUUGUGUUUAACUUUGACAAGGGUGUCUCCAAUACUGAAUAUAAAACAAAAACACCUUACAGCUGAAUCACUUGCCUUAACCAUUAGGGUGGCCGCUUAAUGGAGGUUGGCCGCUAAAUACGUGUUAGAGUUCGUCAGAUAUUAGCAUAACCUUAAGCAGAAACUUCACUUUAUUCUGAAACAAACACCUUUAGAGGCCUCUGACGUCUUUCGUACAGGAGAGAGUUCUUAUGCCAAACAAAAAUACUAGAGUAUUGUAACAAACAAGCAAAUUUUCCUUAAAAUGUUGUCGUGAGGCUCUCCCAACUUUGCACGAACAAUAAUAGUACAGUGUUUACUAUGCCCUCAGUAAACUAUAUAAUCGAACUAAGGCGGCAAUGUCUGUUUCUGAAACCGUACAUUGCGGGUCCACAAUCAGUUGUCACUUUCUAUCUCAGACUGUAUUUUCCUUCAGUACACUUUCAAACAAAGCCAAACAAAGUGUUUUUUGUUGGCCGCUUAAUAGAGGUGAAAAAGGAUGGGAGAGCUCUCGUCGGGAUAGCAAAAAGGUGGCCGCGGCCUCUUAGUAAAGGUGGUCCCUUAAUGGGGGUAAAGUUACAAUUCUAUCCUACAAUUGUUUUCGGAACUUUGAUCACUGGCCGCUUAAUAAAGGGUGGCGGGUUAAUGGCUGGCCGCUUAACAGAGGUUCAAUUAUAUUUCAUGAUAGAUUUAUCCCUCAAGUUUCAGAAUCCGCUCUAUAGGAAAGACAUAGAAAUCGUCCUUUCUUCAUGUUCGAAAUGACGGUGUUAGUCACUCAGCUGCACCAAAAGCGGCCGUUUUUUCUAUUAUUAUUAUACAAGUUUUUAUGGUGCAUUCAUGCUCGAAUACUAAGCCACAAUUGCAUAUUCAUAUGCUUCCUAAGAAAGGUCAGUUUCCUGUCGCUAAUUCUAUUCCACAAAUAUUGCAAAUGCACCGGAUAUAAUAAGUUAUCUUCUUUGAAAGUAAGCCAUUUUUCUCAUUAUACUUCAAAGGCACAACAAUACCUCUUUUCUGAACAGAAAUAAUGUUUACCGGUAAGGGAAAAGAAAAAUAAAAUAAAAAAGUCGAGUUUCAAUGCCAGGCCUUAGCGUUUGCCUAUAUUUUUUUGCGAUUUCUGUGUGAUAUUAAGCCUUUAUGAAAACCACUUCCAAAAAAAGAUGUGAUUGAAUUGAUUUAUAAAUCAUCACGUUUUGCUUAUGGUAAAGCCCUGUGUUGGAAAAUGGCAUGUAAUAAACACCUGAAAUAAUACCUUCAUGACGUCAUAGUACCUUUUUUUUAACUAAUAGCACAUUAAACAAAAAGUACAAAGUGUGAGGAUUCUGAAGUCAUUAGCGCCAAUAACGAACGCUUCAAACUUGAACUACUCUUUUCUCGAGAAUGGCUGCCGUUACAGGUCACUUAAAUUUCUGGAAUUGGACGGGCGAUUCAAUUUUGCAACAAGUUUGGCUGAGUACCGGGAAUUCACAGACUAUACCAAUAAUUGUUGCAGUUUCUGUAAUAAUUCUAUCACCUAUCAUCGUUUUCGGAAAUUUACUGGUCGUUUUCUCCAUUUGGAAAGAUCCUCUGAAGAAGCUUUGGUCAUGGCCAUCAAACUAUAUUAUAUUAUCUAUGGCAGUUGCCGAUUUAAUGGUUGGGAUAGUUACUUGUCCAUUGACAGCGUACUGGGGUUGGGCUGUUCAUCAAAUGAAGAAUCCGACCUUUGGCCCAGUGACAUUUAGUAUUACCUUUUUAAAUAUCAGCGUUACUCACAUGCUUCUGUUGACAAUUGACAGGUUCUUUGCAUUGGUAACUCCACUUCAAUAUCGAACAAAAGUAACAAGAAAGCGAGUUUGUAUCGCAACUGUUACAUGCUGGGUAUAUUUUCUUCUCUUUGGCUUCGCGUUUAGUCUGUCACAAGACCAUUUCACAAUACUAGCGGCGAUAAAUAACUUACAAAUGUUCUCUUUUCUUAUAUGUAUUUUCCUCACGUACUUUGUGAUGCUAUAUCGCUUUCACAAAUAUUCCAGGUCUGCUAUAAUACAUGACAGUACGGCCAAUCGUCAUCGACGAAUAUUUCAAGCUGAAAGAAAUCUCUCCAAAGCUGUCGCAACUGUUAUCUGUGUAUUUCUUGUCUCUUUCAUACCCUGGCUUAUUGUACAAUUGUUAAUGUUUUUUUGCCUCCAAUGCAAUGGAAAUUUAUCACAACUUAUUCUUGCAUUUGGACUUACACAAGGUUUAGUGUACGGCAAUUCUGGUGUGAACCCAUUUUUGUACGCCUGGAGAAUCCCUAGAUAUCGGGCUACUUUCAAGUACUUUCUAAACAAUCGGAGUAGAUGCUGUGUUCGUAAUGAGAAACCGGCGGAAAACGUUAUUUACGAUACAAGAUUUUAGUGACUUUAAACUGAAGCAAUGGUUUCUAUCAUGAUCAUGACGUUCAUUUACACUAGACGGUGUUAAUAGGGAGCUUAGGCAACCGACGACGGCGACAUCAACUUGAACGGCAAAAAAGCUAUAGGUUUAGAUUGGCAAAACAACAUUACUUUGCAAAUGCAUCACGCUUCUCUGUACAUUUCUUUCACGUCACUGCACGACUACGACAUGAAAAUGCCCAAUUUCACGUUUUGUAAGGAUGUGAACACAAGACAAGGUUUUUCUUUUCCUGAACUUUGAUACAGUCUUUUAAAAUUCAACUCCAGGAAAAAAAUUGCCAACAUUUGGCAAAUUGAACAUGAUGGAAUUAGCGCGAUAAAGUUUGAAACAGGGACACUUUAUUUUUUAAGUGACGUUUUCGUAGCCGUAGUUGUUGUUGCUUAAGAGCGAAUGUUCAGAAAAAUCGAGCAAACCGUGGCCACAGCUCCAAACUUAACCUACCCUCAUUUUCAGUUUGUAAUAAGCUUUUAAUGAGUUAUAACGCUGCUGAGGUUUGAACUUCAAAAUGUGGCCGAGUUUAGGAGAUAUCUGAAUUUUCGAUUUCAACGGUCCUCGGGCCUAAAAUUAGCCGUCGAACACGGCAAAAUAGCCCAGUGACAGAAUUGACCUGACUUUCAUAAACGGGUGGAUAUAUUUCAGGGGCAUCCAACGACAAUUUUCGGAAAAAUAUCUGUUCGGAAGACGAUUUGAGAUCUAGAAUUUUCGGAACAUUUGUUGCAAAAUUUUUGCUUGCGUGCCUCUCCUAGGAUUUUCGAACAUCUAAAAACUACUAUAUUUGCCCAUGUUUAACGGAUUUUUACCCUUAAAAGGUCACCUAGAAUUUUCGGGAGCCUUUUUUCUGGCUGAAAUAUUCGAAAAGGUAAGUUUUGAUCCCUAUAAUUUUCGGAUCACUAGACUUUCAGCUAGGAAAUCCGAACAGAUGAAAAAAUUUUAGGGGAUAAAAAUAUGCCUAUAUCUACCGUUUAAAUACUAAAAUACGUUUAACAAUGCUAUGUUUAAGUGGUUUUGAACUAUAUUCUCGUUGGGUGCCCCUGAUAUUUUCAAUAUUCCAAUCGCGAGUGCGAGAGAACCUGAGGCUAGGUCUGUUUUCCAGUGACUGCAAAAUCUGAAUGACAUCAAAAAAUAAUUCUCGUCUGAGUGUUAAUUCUUAAAUGAAUAAAUUUUGCAGUCCCUUUUCCUGUGUUAAAAUAAACUAGCUCAAUUUGGUUCCUUUGUUUCUGAACGGCGACAGUGAGUAAACAAACCCUAAAAGGAAGGAACAUCUGAAUGCGUGACCAGUCAUUUUAAAGAUUUUAAAGAUUAUGACGUGGGAAACCAAAACAUUCCCGGCCUAGCAAUUUCAUUUUUCUUGUAUUUUUAGGUGCCCUGUUUUCUUAAAAGUCAGUGUUAACUGCAAUGGGUUAGCAAAUAUAUUGUCCAACUUUAAAAAUGGUACAGUAAUAUUCAUAAUAUUCCGCUAUGUACUAUGAAUGUUAGGAAGAUAAUUUGCACGACCCACGGAAGACCAAUAGUAAAUUAAAUUUUCAGGUUAAAGGUGGCUUUAAAGCAUGGAUUAUUUAUGUUCUAUUGAGACUUGUUAUAGAGUGUAGAAAACAGUAUAUUACAGAAAACCUCAAGCUGGAUACCUCUGUUUGUUUCUUUGUUUUUUUUAUUUCCAUUUCCAAGUAAACAUAUCGCAAACGCGAUAGAACUCUGCUUUUUCACCCCAAAAGCUUUUUUCGUGUUUAAGUCUAAUCUUUCAGAUCUAUACUCAAUGCAUCCCCUGCUAACAACCAAGGAUUUAAUUUUGCAUAAAAACUAUAUGAAAUUGUACUGUCUAGACUUCUUCUCCUACAUUUAAAACAGUGCGGUCUAGACUUUUCAUUAAAAGCAGGGCGCGGUCCCAUUUGACCCUAGUCGUUUGGCAUGGCUGCUAAUAAAGAAACAGUUUGCUCUUUUCAAGAAAUCGUUGGCGGCCAUUGCGGUUUUCGAACCAAGGAUAGGAGUAAGUCUGUAGAAGUCUUACCGCUUUUGAAAGAGAUACAUAGGCGCGCACGAGUCAGUGCUUCUAUUAACUGGUGGUGAAAAUAAAGUCGAUUUUAUUUUGUCAAGGGCGUCUAUGUUCGCUCCGCCUCGAAAUGUCAACAUACUCAACAUCUGCCCUCGCCACCGAGAGUCACUUAGCCUUUGCUGGAGACGCCCUACAAAAUGUAAAUGUUCCGUUCCUAACGUUCUUUCAAGGAACAGGGCUAAACCCAGGGAGCGGCCGAAGGAUGAAAGAGGGAUAACAAAAUGGAUGUCGCAGCAUAUUUUGCGAGAAACCGGCAUACUUGUGCCUGUCGGCUCAGGUACCAUUGAUUACGAACAGAAAUUGAGCGUCAGAAUUUAAACGCAAGCAUGGAUAGGAAGGCGGGGAAUUUUAUUAAAUAGCAGGAAAAUUGCUUCUCUCAUCUGUUCAGUUUAUAAAGUAAAGUAUUGUGGAUGGUUUUUAAUUUACAGGUCUGUGCUGCAAGUGUAGAAUUGCUUUUACAGCAACUGCAAAUGUGGCGACGCCUUCCGAAACUGAGAUUUCUCCUAGGAUGGGUGCUAUAACUUCGGUAUGUUCUUGUGUGCGAUCAUGGAUAGUAGAAAGUCCGGAUAGGAAGUUAUGUCGCGUGGGCUGAGUUGUUAUCGCCGAUUGGUUGUUUCGUGCUCCGAGAUGGCGUUGGAUGGUUCCAUCAUAGUGAAAUUUAUGACGUAAAGAUGGCGAAAAUGUGGCGCAAACCAGUCGACAUGUAGGGUUCGUUUGCCUGCAUGUUGUUCUUUUCGGGAGUUUUUAGUGCUACUUUAAUUUUUGGUGUAUGUUUUUCCCUUCGUUUGUUGUGUUACGGCGAUGGCGACCCUUGAAAGCCACACUUGAACCUUUGAGGUAAGCACUUCUUGUUGUUGUUUUGUGUUAUUUGUCCUUGUUUUUGAGAAAAUUGCGUUAAGUACGAUUAACAGAUCUUUCGAUGAUGAAAUUGUGGCAUAGGCAUAGUUACAGACUAUGAGUGCUGUUUAUUUUCCAACCAUACAUUUCGAUGUGGAAAAUGGCUGAAAUUAACUUUAUUCGGAGCUGGGGCCGAGCAAGUGUACGCAUACGGUGUCUAAAGUUCCAAUUGGCAGACUAGUUUUUUGUUGAGAACUGUUUCGCUCAAGUAAUAUCCUAGAUUAACCCUGCUAACUGUUCGCAAAGCAGUAUGUUAAUUUCGCUCAUCUUUUAAUGUUGAAAUAAAACUACUAUAUUACUUAUCCAGUGAAUACAAUCGCCUCACGUCGUUCCUCGCAGCUUGUAUUCGAAGGCACUGAAGAGACUGAAAUAAUUUUUGUACUUCUUCCUUUAAAUAAACUAAUAAUUGUAGCAUGAAUGGGAAAACACCUACUGACAUUUUUUGGCCUCCUUUUAGGCUCCCAAGUGUUGUCGUCAUUUUUUAAAGGGUGUUUUAGUUUUCCUUUUUUUGUCUUUUUUGUAGGCCGUUUGCUGAACACGGAUAGUCAAUGACGACAGUAAAAUUGUGGUGAAGUACUCUUCUGAGAGGGCACAAAUCAAUCAAUCUUUCUGUAUUAAACAGCAACAAAAGUUGCUUUUGUCAUGCAUGAGAGCCACAAGGUGGCAUCUAAUUUAUUUAUGAUCAGAAGUUUUAUUGAUCACUUCUGAAGAGUAUUAUUACUUCUUUUUGACUGGGACAAGUUAACUGUGUUUGAGGGUCACUGAAUGUAUUAGCUACAGAGUCAUGUGUUUUAGAUUUGGUUGGUGUUCUUCUCUGAAACGGUCUAUAUGUAUCUAUAUGUGAAUCACAUUGUUUUUCAAACCAAAGAUAGACUUGAUUAGCACUAUUAUUGUAUUCGGCUUUUUAGAGAUCCAAAGCAACAAUGUACCUGUAGAUGAUAAAACUUACCAAGAUGUAUUCUAAAUCAAACUAAUAAAACAUAUACCUGUACUUGUUUGGGGUAUGAAUUUUGUUUUCAACAACAUAAUAAUGUGACCAGACAGUCAUAUUUUUUCAAGCCCUUAUCAAUUUCAGGCUAAACAAAACCCUGCAUGUUACUUUUUUUUAUAAGCGGCUUCUAUUUUUCUUUGGGAACAGUGUUUUUAUUUCAGAGGUGAUUUACUGUAUUCCUUAUCCAUAUCAUUAACACUACAAAACAAAAUCUUAAAGGUUGUUUCAUCCUAAAAAAGGUUAGUAUUUCAAAGAUAAUAUAUUUCUAAGCUUUAUUACGCCUUAUGGAAGACAGAUAUUUCCUCAUGAAAAAGAAGUGAAGGUUCUACUAUUGACCAGGAGAGUUUGCUUCCCAGUUGUAUCCUAGUCAGGUUAACAUUUUAAACAGUUUUACAUAACAUUUGCAGUUCGCUUUUCAAAGACCUGACUGAAAACUACCGUGGGUCAUUGUACAUUUAUACCUGAAAAUAACAAAACAAUUUGCUUUACUAUGAAAAUUAACUUGAAAAAGUUGGAAACCGCGUUUCCAAGGUAGUCCGCAAGCAAAUUUCCUUUCUCUGCUGUGAGCUUUUUAUCCCCGCUUUUUAUACGUUUCUCAAAUACGGCUUCUUGUCACUGGUUGUCUGUCAAUAAAUUUCAAUGGAAGCUGAAACCCUCGUUUGAGCUGGGUACAUUAAGGUGGCUCUGUACAGUUUUUCAGGGUCAAUACCUCCCAAGUGUGAGCAUAAACUACGUCGCCAUAAACAAAGAUUUGGAAAAAUUAACAACACAGUUUUUAAGUGAGAGCCUCUCAUUAUUCAAGGGUAUUAUGUCCAAGUUUCAUAUUUUCGUGCACAACAAUAGCUAGCAUUUUUACAUAUGUCAAAUGCAUUGUUAGUUACUACUGCUCACGUGAAAAUGAAACUUUUAGACAAUACCCCUGAAUAAUGAGGGGCAUUCACUUGUAAACAAAAAACUUCUGACAAAAUAUUAGAAAAUUGUAGCCCUUAUUUUACGACCUUACAAUAUAUCAAUAAUCUUGAAACUAAGAGGUCAUAUAAAAGCACGGUUAAUCUCAAGAGUCUUAAUUUUUUAAAAAAAUCCAUCGAGCGGUUUAGAAAUUAUUCGCUAAUUUGUUAAAGUAGACCGAAAUGUUUACAUUACCGCUAACAAGAGCUCCCGAUACAUACCAAUCAAAUCCUUCUUUCUAGCAGUCGGCUGGAGGUAUCUCCAUGAUCUUUCACACACGUUUUUGAAAAGAUUGAGACUGCUAUGAGGUGAAAUUGCAUGUCAAAAGCGCUUCGUUUAGUACAGAUAACAGACGAAUUCUAACCCUAAAAACUUCUUCCGAAAAACUCUCGAUAAAGCUCUUACAGAUUUCGCUUUAACUUCACGAACACCGAUGCGGCUAUUGGAGGAAAAAGCUCCGGUAAACUAUUUUGGAAGAACAGUCCCCAGUGCCGAGAAAUACUGCUGCAAGUAAAAUAGGCAAUGGCAUCAUUUCGCUGCUAUGACAACUCCGAUGUCAUUGCAACCCUGAUCAUAACAAAUUUUCAUCUUUAUCUAAUACAACUGUGGUGUCAAUUUUUGCAAAUCUUUGUCUAUGGCGACGUAGUUUAUGCUCAAACUUGGGAGGUAUUGACCCUGAAAAACUGUAUCGAGCCACCUUAAACAUCAAGCCUCUACAGUUUUUCCGCUAAUAAAAUCAUUUUGUCAAGAGUUGUUAACUUAUAAAAUUUCGACAUUCGCUGACAUUGUCGGUAAAAGCAGAAGAGAUCGUCAAAACCUUGUCAAAGUAAUUAAAAUUAUUUCCAGUUUUCAUGUGGCUUGUAGAAAAUUAGGCUGUGCCUUUUUUAUAGGUGUUUUGUAGCUGUAUACAUGUAAGUUUUCGUAUAGUUUUUAUGUAGUUAGGCUUCCCUUUUGGUGCAUAAAAUAAUCGGGCGCUGGAGUCAUUCUUCGCUCUCACAAGUUUCAGUAACCUCUAACUGUCUUCUCCAAGAGCAAGUCCUCUUCAUCCUUUACUUCAAAACAUGGGCAAUCUGUAUAGUCGAAGACAGAGAUAGUGAAAUGUAUGAGUAAAAAUAAGACUGACAUUAAAUGAAAACCCCGGAGUUUGUGUCCGUUGAACUGCUUUAUCCCUUCACUGUUACAAUUUUUUGUCAUGUUGGGAUAUGCAGCUAAUGCGAUUUUCUAGAAAACAAGUAAUGACCAGCCGAGAAAAAUGGCUAGAAGGUAUCUGUGGAAAUUCACUUUGAUUUAGUUGCUUUUCUCAUAUCGCGUGACCCCAGCGCGUGCACAAGUGUUGAGCAUGUCUACAAUGUAUUAGGGAAAGAUGUGAGAGCGCUUGUAAGAUAGAUAGAUAGAUAGUUUAUUCUGAUUAAAAUCGCAGCCAAAAGCUGAAUUAGAUUAAUCGUUACAAUAACAAAACCUAAUAAAAAUAUGAGAAAAAAUAUAAGAAAAAUGUACACAUAUGUAGCCAAAAAUUUAAUUACAGUUGCUAUAUAUAAAUGUGUUCUUAAGUCUCUUCGUCUUAGCCAGAGGGACAUUAAAAUUCCUCUUUCGUCUUAAAUUGGAUUCACAAUUGUUACGAGGUGGCAAGAGCUUAUGCACUUUAUGGUCUGAGUUACAAGUGAUGGAAUCAAAAAGCUUAGUUGUGAUAGACUACCAGCGUCGAAAGAGCGCCUCCAAGUUGGCUUGAUGUAAUGCGUCGCUAUAUGGUACAAACGGACAAAUAAUUCGCAUGGCGCGCUUCUGUAGCUGUUCUAACUCUGCGGAUAAAUAUGCGGGAAGCGCGUUGUGAAACACCGGGCAUGCGUAUUCCGUUACUGGGCGGAUACAGGUCAAGUAAAAGAUUAGCAGAUCUUUGGCGGGAAUAUUCGCUCUCUUCAGUUGUUUAAGAAAACAUAAUCGACUCGCUACUUUUUUACUUAUUUCAGCAACAUGACAGUUCCACCGGAGGUCGGAUGAUAUCUUUAGACCUAAGAACUUAACAGUGGACUCUACCUCUAUUGCUUUCCCGUUGAUAACAAUGGGAGCAAAGUCCUCGGCUGAUUUAGCGAACUAAAUCCGUAGUUCCUUACACUUGCAUUGCCUAGUCCCUGUACGGCGUCUUUUCAGGCCCUCUCGGUCAAUGCAUUUCGGUGACGUAUCCGAGACGAACGGCCGGGAGACGCCUAGACAAUCUUGGAGUGCGCAUGCGUGAGCAUUUUUGAAAAGUUCACACGGUCAACUGAAAUAAUCUAUAAAUAACUCUGGGCGUGAAUAUCCUUCGCUAAAGAUUAUUACAAAAGUAACUAACCUAGUUCGUGUUAUAAAAGAACAAAAAUAUUACUUUGAAUCGGAAAGAAUACUACUGUCUAACGUGCAAGUAAUUUCUCUUUUAGUCCAUCUUCAAAUGAACCAUUAAAAUGAUAGUCUUUAUUGAUAAAAUGAUUUGAAACAGCAGUUUGUUGACAUUCUACCAAAUUUAGACCAAAUUCAACAGCCUGUCCGAUUACUUUGAUAAGCUUCCAAAUCCAAAAAUUUAGUAAAUUACAUAAAGUAUUUCGAAGUGAAAUAAUAACGAGAAAUUUAUAGGAGCAAGCAAAAAUAGAGAAACGAAAGAUAGCUUGUCAUAUCCAAGAAUAAAUAUAAACUUAUUUCUUUAGCUUACCUUCCGAUUCUUGAUCAAAUAAUUUUUUUGCGACGCUGUUUUGCUUAGCCUACAAAUAGUUUUUGAGAUGAAAUAAAGUUCAAAUUAGUUUAAUGAGAUAAAUGAAAAAGAAAGGCCAAACGACUUUCAACAAUGAAAACGUGCAUAGAAUAAAAAUGCUCGGUCCUCUGUAUCGAUCCAAGGCUGCUGGACAUCUUUCAUCAGCGCGGAAAAGUUAUUGACAGCUCGCCCGCUUCCAAAAGCUCCGCCCCAAGUGAGACAAAAUGUUUGUCUAGGCCUCAAAAACUUUCUCGGACCACGUGACCCGAAACGCAUCGGCCGCGCAUAAUAAUGAGGCCUAGGGACUAGGCAAACACUUGCACUCGUUUAGCUGGAACUUGUUUUGGUUAGACUUUUAUAGACAAUGUAAAAGGACGACGAUAUCUCAAGCGCCCACAAAGGUAUCAGAAGCAGAGACGGCCUUUGAGACACCUGGAGGAAGCCUUUGACCACAUUGCACAUUACUUGUACGCCAGCCCCCCGAGCAUGAUCGAGGAUUGCCAUGCGUGA
Porites lobata is the source of this 15277-nucleotide messenger RNA. Lineage: Eukaryota; Metazoa; Cnidaria; Anthozoa; Scleractinia; Poritidae. The record is from the annotation of a GenBank genome assembly.